GGCUUUCAUUCUUACCAUCAUAUCUAUCUCUUUUAACCACAAUGCGUGUAAAGAAAAGAGCUUCUAAACGUCUUGGAACGAAACAACGUGAAAAGGUGAAAAGAAAGGUUAGAGAGCAUCAUCGCAAAUCCAGAAAAGAAGCAAAGAAUGAUGUCACUUGGAAAUCCAAGAAACGUCAGGAUCCCGGUAUUCCAAGCAGUUUCCCAUACAAAGAACAACUCUUGAAUGAAAUUGAACAACGUAGAAAUCAGGUCGAACAGGAAAAGCUAGCUGCAAAAGAGGCUAGAAAGAAUGGAAACGCAGAAGCAGAGGAAAGUGAAGAGGGCGAGGAAACGAUGGAUGAAGAUAACGAAGGAACAUUUGAAGAUGCUCAAGCUUCAACAAGUGCAGAUGUCCUACCCACAUCAUACACUGGCUCUCUUAAAACGUUCUUAUCGGAAACAUUGGCUCGUGACGCAGAUCCAAAUGUUGUCUUGACAAUCUUGGUCCUUGACGCUCGUAUUCCAUUCAAAUGGCGUGUAGAGGAAGUCGAAAAGCAGAUCAAAAAGAUUGGUUGUCCGAUGAUAUACGCUAUUGCAAGAACAGAUCUAGUACCAAGAGAAGAAUUGUGUGUCUAUUCCGCUCAGUUGGCUCUGGAACACGCCGUCUUUCCCGUCUGCAGCCCUGCACCCGCCAUGAACGGCAUUCCUGCCAGACAAGGCGGUGGUAUAACAACUUUGGUCGAAUACAUCGAAAUGCAAGUUGCUCAAGCAAAGAAGAAGAAGAAGAGCAGCAAAGCUCCAGCAGUUGCUAUCAUUGGAAUCGAAAAUGCAGGUCGUACAUCAUUGGCUAACAUUUUGGCAUCCUCCUUGCCUGAAGUGACAAUUCUGGAUACUCCGGGAAUCUUGCUAGCCUCAUCAAGGAUUGCACAUCCGGAUGACGUGAAAGCCGCAGAAGAACAAGAAGCUCAGGAAGAGAAAGAGAAAGAGGAUGAUGAAGAGGAAGAGGAAGACGAAUUUUAUCAAAGGCAACGUGAUCGUGAUGCUGCUUCAAGACUUCUCAUUCGCAAUGCAGGUUCCAUCUUCAAAGUUCACGAGCCAUUGCCGCUAAUCAACGAAUUGAUGGAUCUUAUCGCCAGCAAGAAAAAUUUGAUGAUGAUCUAUAAUACACCUGCUUUUGUCGAUGCAAACGAUUUCUUGAUCGGAGUUGCUCGUUCUUCCGGACAUUUAAAGAAAGGUGCAAUUCCUGAUACAAUCGCAGCCGCAAGAACGGUUUUACAUCAAUGGUCAACCGGCACAGUGGGAUAUUAUUCCAGAGCACCAAGCGCAAUCACCAUGACUGAAGAUGGCACAGAAUCGCAUUAUGAUAAUUUGGAAACUAUUCAAAAUGUGAUCGAACAUGAUGAAAGCCUUGCUGCAAUUUGUCUACCACGAAAAGAAUGGCGUAAAAAAUGGAAAGGUAAAGAGCUUCGCUUGCUUCCUGAAGGCAGUGGUAUGUUGGGCUUCGAACCCAAACUUGCCUUUGUUAAGACGGAGGAUGAGGUGGAAGUGGCAGAGAGCGAAGAGGACGAUGAAGACGUCGAGUUUGACGAUGAUGAGGACGAGGAGGAUGAUGAUGAAGACGAAGAAGAGGACGACGAAGAAGAUGAGGAAGAGGACGAAUGAGGCCAUAUUUUAUCGCACGCAUUAUAUUGUACUUUAUUUCUUUCAACUCAAUCAUACUUAGG
Molecule: messenger RNA, 1705 nt
Organism: Meira miltonrushii
Lineage: Eukaryota; Fungi; Basidiomycota; Exobasidiomycetes; Exobasidiales; Brachybasidiaceae
Exons: 1
Coding region: 42-1643 (533 amino acids)
Cellular component (GO): nucleolus
Source: RefSeq, a predicted model, not a curated record